AUGGCGUCACCGCCGGUAUCGACUUCCCAGCGUCUCAUUCGCGAGCUGAAAGAGUACACAAAGAACCCCAACGAAGUACUCCUCCAUCUGGGACCCGUGGACGAUGACGACUUAUUACGCUGGGAAGCAGUCUUGAAGGGCGUCAAGGGUACACCGUACGAAGGUGGCCUGUGGGGACUCAACAUUACCAUUCCCCAUAAUUACCCCCUAUCCCCGCCGAACAUCCGCUUCAAGACACGCAUCUCCCACCCCAAUAUCUCCUUUACCACUGGCGAAAUCUGUCUCACCCUCUUGACUACCGAACACUGGAGUCCCGUGUAUACCAUCUCAACGACAUUAACGGCGAUCCACCAACUCCUGACGGACCCGCGACCGGACUCGCCGCUUAAUGUGGACGUGGCGAACCUUUUGCGAGAUAAGGAUAUCCCCGCGUGGGAGAGUGUGGUUCGGUUCUGGACGCAGGAGGAGAGAUGGGAGGGAUCGGGGAGGUAA
Molecule: messenger RNA, 492 nt
Organism: Aspergillus wentii DTO 134E9
Lineage: Eukaryota; Fungi; Ascomycota; Eurotiomycetes; Eurotiales; Aspergillaceae
Gene: pex4
Product: putative ubiquitin conjugating enzyme (UbcJ)
Exons: 2
Coding region: 1-492 (163 amino acids)
Source: RefSeq, a predicted model, not a curated record